AUGGCGGCGGGCGGCGGCGGCGGCACCGGGCCGGGCGUGGGGCCCGGCGGAGGCCCCGGGGCCCGCAGGGGCAGCGCGGGCCGGGACGCGGAGGCCGAGGUUUGGUGCCGGCGGGUGCGGGAGCUGGUGAGCGCGGUUCCCGCCAACCGGCUCUGCUUCGAAUGCGGCCAGCGCGGCGUCACCUACGUGGACAUCAGCGUGGGCAGCCUCGUGUGCACCGGCUGCUCGGGGGCGCUGCGGGGACUGAACCCCCCCCACCGUGUCAAGUCCAUCUCCAUGACAACAUUCACCGAGGCCGAGGUGCUGUUCCUGCAGGCGCACGGGAAUGAGGCCUGCAGGCGGGUCUGGCUCGGCACCUUCGACCCCCGGACUUCGCCGCUCCCCGACUCCCGCGACCCUCAGAAGGUGAAGGAGUUCCUGCAGGAGAAAUACGAGAAGAAGCGAUGGUACGUGGCACCAGAACAAGUGAAACCCCCCCAAAACACCACAGCGGAGCCCGGGCCCCCCCAGCUCCUGCACGGGGACACAGGGACACUGCCACAGCCCCACACAGCUGCCCACCGCCCUCCCCAGCCAGCCCGAAAGGCCGGCACCGACCUCCUGGCUGACAUCGGGGGCGACCCCUUCGCCGGCCCCUCCCCAGGACCAGCCUUCGCUGCAUUCCCUGGCCCAGCCCCACCCCGGUCUGCCUUCCCCAGUUUCAAUGCCUUUGGGACCAGCCCUGGAGCACCAACAUUUGGGGCAGCUGUGCCCCCCUUCCACAUCCCACCCACCACCACAGGAGGUGUGGCUGCACAGGGCAUGGCCACCCCUGUCCUGCCUGCAGGGGGAGGAGCUUCUGGCAGCCUCUUCGGGACCCUCCGUGACCCCCCAGCGCUGCCCCACGGGGGCUACACCAACCCCUUCACGGCCCCCGUGGCCCCCAGACCCUCCACCAACCCCUUCCAGAGCAACAGCCCCGGUGCGGCUUUCACCUCGCCCCCUGUUCCUGGGGGGUUCACCAGCCCCUUCCAGGCUGACGGGUUGCCUUUCGGUGCGUUCAGCAUUGCCAAAGCUUCCACCAACCCCUUCGUGACGGUCCCGACCCCGACGGCGCCGUUCGGCAUCAGGCACCCGACCACCAACCCCUUCCUAUGACCGCUGCUGCCCGAGGGGGGCUCGGCCCGGCCCGGCCGUGCACCGCCCCUCCGCCGGGAACACGUUUUAUUUUUCGUUCCGAGAGAUUUAUCGUGAUACCUAAUAUAUAUUCGAUAGAAACGG
Hirundo rustica (Barn swallow) is the source of this 1260-nucleotide messenger RNA. It is a transcript of the gene AGFG2, whose product is annotated as ArfGAP with FG repeats 2. Lineage: Eukaryota; Metazoa; Chordata; Aves; Passeriformes; Hirundinidae. The transcript has 12 exons. Bases 1 to 1137 code for a protein of 378 amino acids. Gene Ontology annotation, molecular function: GTPase activator activity. The record is from RefSeq and is a predicted model, not a curated record.